Pyrus x bretschneideri (Chinese white pear) is the source of this 3069-nucleotide messenger RNA. Its product is annotated as nuclear cap-binding protein subunit 1. The record is from RefSeq and is a predicted model, not a curated record. Gene Ontology annotation, biological process: nuclear-transcribed mRNA catabolic process, nonsense-mediated decay; mRNA export from nucleus. The coding region runs from base 174 to 2768 and encodes 864 amino acids. NCBI's taxonomy places the organism in Eukaryota, Viridiplantae, Streptophyta, Magnoliopsida, Rosales, Rosaceae. Gene Ontology annotation, molecular function: mRNA binding; RNA cap binding; protein binding. The transcript has 19 exons. Gene Ontology annotation, cellular component: nucleus; nuclear cap binding complex.
AAGGGGAUUAAGAAUUAGUAGGGUUCAGGCCCACGCAUAUAAGCCCGCCAGGUCUCUCUCGGCGAAGCUCGAGUACGCUUCGCUUGUUUAGUUGGUAGCUAAAGCAGUCUGUCUCUCUAUCUGCGUUCAAUUUUGUUCUUCGUCUCUCAAGAAGUAAGAGAAGAAGAGAGAGAAUGAGCAGUUGGAAGAGUCUUCUUCUUCGAAUUGGCGAAAAGUCUUCCGACUAUGGCACCUCCGACGACGUCAAAGAACACAUUGAAACUUGCUAUGGCGUGCUUCGCCGAGAAUUGGAGCACUCUCCCGACGACGUUUCGCAAUUCCUUAUCCAGUGUGCCGAACAGUUGCCUCACAAGAGUCCUUUAUAUGGAACAGUGAUUGGCUUAUUAAAUUUGGAGAACGAGGAAUUUAUUAGGAAAGUAGUUGAGAACACUCAAACUAAUUUUCAGGAUGCUUUAGCUUCCGGAAAUUGUAACAAGAUUCGUAUUUUGAUGAGGUUCCUGACUGUUAUGAUGUGCAGUAAAGUUAUCCAUCCCAGUUCUCUUGUGGUUGUGUUCGAAACAUUGUUAUCGUCAGCUGCAACAACAGUUGAUGAGGAGAAAGGCAAUCCAUCCUGGCAAUCACGAGCUGACUUUUACAUAACAUGCAUUUUAUCUUGUCUCCCUUGGGGAGGAGCAGAACUCAUUGAGCAAGUCCCUGAGGAAAUCGAGAGAGUUAUGGUCGGUGUUGAAGCUUAUUUGAGCAUAAGAAAACGUUCUUCUGACACUGGGUUGUCCUUUUUUGAGGAUGAUGAUGAGAAUGCGAGAGAACCUAGCGAUAAGGAUUUCUUGGAAGAUUUGUGGGGCCGAAUACAAGUUUUAUCUAGCAAUGGAUGGAAACUUGAUAGUGUUCCUAGACCUCACCUAUCAUUUGAAGCACAGCUAGUUGCCGGAAAGUCUCACGAGUUGGGACCCAUCAGCUGUCCUGACCAACCUGCAAUGCCUUCAACAAUGUCUAAUAUAACUUAUGGUAAACAAAAGCAUGAUGCCGAGUUUAUCUAUCCACAAAGGAUACGAAGGCUGAAUAUAUUUCCUGAAAGCAAAACUGAGGACGUGCAACCCAUGGAUCGCUUCAUCGUGGAAGAGUAUCUGCUAGAUGUGCUAUUUUACUUAAAUGGCUGUCGAAAAGAAUGCGCUUCAUAUAUGGCUGGCCUACCUGUGCCCUUUAGAUAUGAGUAUCUUAUGGCAGAGACAAUUUUCUCCCAGUUGCUUAUGCUACCACAACCCCCUUUCAGGCCAAUAUAUUACACACUAGUUAUUAUCGACCUCUGUAAGGCUCUUCCCGGAGCCUUUCCCGCAGUAGUUGCCGGUGCUGUACGAGCUCUUUUUGACAAAAUAGCUGAUUUAGAUAUGGAAUGUCAAACACGACUCAUCCUUUGGUUUUCACACCACUUAUCAAACUUUCAGUUCAUCUGGCCAUGGGAAGAGUGGGCUCAUGUCUUAGACCUUCCAAAAUGGGCCCCACAGCGUGUUUUUGUUCAGGAGGUGCUGGAGAGAGAAGUCCGUUUAUCUUACUGGGAUAAAGUGAAGCAGAGUAUUGAGCAUGCCCCUGGUCUAGAAGAGUUGCUUCCUCCCAAGGGAGCACCGAAUUUCAAAUUUAGUGUUGAAGAAACCAGCGAAGGAAAUGAGCUAAAUGCACUUUCUUCUGACCUCAGAAACAUGGUGAAAGCUAGGGCAUCUGCCCGUGAAAUGAUAGUAUGGAUAGAGGAAAGUGUGUUUCCUGUUCAUGGGAUGGAAGUUACCCUCAAUGUGGUUGUGCAAACUCUCCUCGACAUUGGAUCUAAAAGUUUUACUCAUUUGAUUACCGUAUUGGAGAGAUAUGGCCAAGUCAUUGCAAAACUAUGUGCUGACCAGGAUAAGCAGGUCAUGCUGAUAAAUGAGGUUGAUUCUUACUGGAGGAAUAAUUCUCAAAUGACUGCUAUUGCAAUAGAUAGGAUGAUGGGCUAUCGACUUUUGUCUAAUCUGGCCAUUGUCAGAUGGGUCUUUUUACCUGCAAACAUUGAGCAAUUUCAUAUAUCAGAUCGUCCAUGGGAGAUACUAAGAAAUGCAGUUAGCAAGACAUAUAACCGUGUAUGUGAUCUAAGGAAGGAGAUUUCAUCUAUGAAAAAGAGUGUUGUAUCAGCUGAAGAAGCUGCAGCAACGGUGAAAGCAGAGUUAGAAGCGUCUGAAUCAAAGCUUUCACUCAUGGAUGGUGAACCUGUUAUGGGGGAAAAUCCUGUGAGGCUGAAGCGUUUGAAGUCACGUGCUGAAAAGGCUAAGGAGGAUGCCGUGUCUGUACAUGAAUCUUUAGAGGCUAAGGAGGCUCUUCUAGCCCGAUCCCUUGAUGAAUUUGAGGCAUUGUUCUUCUCCUUGUACAAAAACUUCCUCAAUGCGUUGACGGAACGGCUGCCAGAAGCAUCCAAAUGUGUUACAUUGCAGGGAUUAAAGGGGAUUCAUGCAGAUUCUAUGGCCGUUGACCUUGAGGAAUCAUCCGCAAUGGAUGUCGACAAUGAGAAUGGAAUACCCAAGAAAAGUGAACUGAAUGGUGGGAAGACGAGUAAUGUUUAUAAUGUAGGUGAAAAAGAGCAGUGGUGUCUAUCGACUUUAGGCUACCUCAAGGCCUUCUCGAGGCAAUAUGCUUCUGAGAUUUGGCCUCACAUGGAGAAGUUGGAUGCAGAGGUUCUAACCGAAGACGUGCAUCCUCUUAUUCGUAAAUCAGUUUAUAGUGGUCUUCGUCGAGCAACUGAUGGGUAGUGAAACUUCUAACUUAUCCCCCUCCCGUUCCCCCUUUUCUUUUUUUCCAAGCAAGCAACAAUGCAUGUUAACGUCGAUGAGGGAACCUUAUAGAUUCGAAGGAGAUGAGACUAGCUACAGCAUGUAUAACGAGUGUUAGGUGAUUUGUUUGGCUAGUUGCAGAUGUGUAACCAAAUCAACUAAUUAGAGGCUUAGUAUUCUGAAAACUCUUAUGGAUUGGGGCACUUUGUUACAAUUCAGCUGCUUCUCCCGUUGUCCUGGGUUUUGCAUAUAUGAAAUGGACUGUCUUUGCCUCCGAUAA